Molecule: messenger RNA, 1165 nt
Organism: Xiphias gladius (swordfish)
Lineage: Eukaryota; Metazoa; Chordata; Actinopteri; Istiophoriformes; Xiphiidae
Gene: nkx6-2
Product: NK6 homeobox 2
Exons: 3
Coding region: 311-1165 (284 amino acids)
Biological process (GO): regulation of transcription by RNA polymerase II; cell differentiation
Cellular component (GO): nucleus
Molecular function (GO): DNA-binding transcription factor activity, RNA polymerase II-specific; RNA polymerase II cis-regulatory region sequence-specific DNA binding
Source: RefSeq, a predicted model, not a curated record
CGAGGAUUCCUGGGGCGGACGCAUGCAGCCUUCUCCCAGCUGACACACUCCGAGCAAAACAAACACUCGGAAAGACAUUUUGGGACUUAGACCAGGCUCCUCACUUCCCCAGAGAGAAGAAGUUCGGCUUGGCUCAAGUUUUCCCAACAUUUCAAGACUCUUCUUCCUCACCCCGGAUACUUUUGAGAAGGCGACAGAAGCGGCCUGGCUCCUGAAUAUCACUAGUCCGCUCCGCACUUUCGUUUACUUCUUUUAACUUCUUUUUCUUUCCCGUUUUUAUCCAAGCGAGUCUGGUGGUUCAUGUUCACAAAUGUUAGCGGUCGGGCAGAUGGAGGCUAACCGGCAGAGUGCUUUCGUCCUGGGCAGCACCCCGCUGGCGGCGUUGCACAACAUGACCGAGAUGAAGACGUCCCUGUUCCCGUACGCGCUGCAGCAGAGCCCGGCGGGCUUCAAGGCACCUCCGCUGUCCACCCUCAACUCCCAGAUCUCCGGUGGCACUCCGCACGGAAUAAGCGACAUCCUGGGGAGACCCAUCACCACGGCAGGACAGCUGCUGUCCGGGUUCCCCCGGAUAAACGGCCUGGCCACCACCGCCGCCGCCGCCGCCGCCGCGGGGAUGUACUUCAGCCCGGCGGUGUCGCGGUACCCGAAGCCCCUGGCCGAGCUGCCGGGGAGGGCGCCCAUCUUCUGGCCCGGGGUGAUGCAGGGCUCUCCCUGGAGGGACCCGCGGGUUCCCUGUCCCUCCCAGGCUAACAUAAUGGUGGACAAGGACGGCAAGAAGAAGCACUCCAGGCCCACCUUCUCCGGACAGCAGAUUUUCGCCCUGGAAAAGACCUUCGAGCAGACGAAGUACCUGGCCGGCCCCGAGAGAGCCCGCCUGGCCUACUCCCUCGGAAUGACCGAGAGCCAAGUCAAGGUUUGGUUCCAGAACAGAAGGACCAAGUGGCGGAAGAGGCACGCAGCAGAAAUGGCCUCGGCCAAGAAGAAACACGACUCGGAGACGGAGAAGAUGAAGGAGAGCUCGGACAACGAGGAGGACGACGAGUACAACAAGCCGCUGGACCCAAAUUCGGACGACGAGAAAAUCACGAGACUGUUGAAGAAGCACAAGGCCACCAACCUGGCGCUGAUCAGCCCCUGCAGUAACAGCUCGGACACUUUGUGA